Messenger RNA from Salvia hispanica, 1683 nucleotides. Its product is annotated as ent-kaurenoic acid oxidase 1-like. NCBI's taxonomy places the organism in Eukaryota, Viridiplantae, Streptophyta, Magnoliopsida, Lamiales, Lamiaceae. Gene Ontology annotation, molecular function: iron ion binding; heme binding; ent-kaurenoic acid monooxygenase activity. Gene Ontology annotation, cellular component: endoplasmic reticulum. Gene Ontology annotation, biological process: sterol metabolic process; brassinosteroid homeostasis; brassinosteroid biosynthetic process. The record is from RefSeq and is a predicted model, not a curated record.
UUUAAUAUUUCUCUUCUCUCUCAUUAAAUCUUAGGAUUUGGUAUGGGAAUGGAAAUAGUAGUUGUGGGUAUUGUUUGUGCAGGUGUAUUUUUAUUGAAAUGGGUGGUUGAGAAUAUGAAUUGGUGGUUGUACGAGAAGAACCUAGCUAGCCACAUAAGGUAUGAAUUGCCCCCUGGUGAUUUGGGCUGGCCUUACUUUGGAAACAUGUUCUCUUUCAACAAAGCCUUCAAGUCUCCCAAUCCUGAAUCCUUCCUAGCCACCUUUGUGAACAGGUUUGGGCGCACGGGUAUGUACAAGGCUUACAUGUACGGAAAUCCGAGCAUAAUCGUGACAAGCCCAGAAGCAUGCCGGAAAGUUCUAACAGAUGAUGACGCGUUCCAGCCCGGCUGGCCUACUUCCACUCUCAAUCUCAUGGGAAGGAAGUCUUUUGCCAAUAUAUUCGACAACGACCACAAAUGGCUGCGCAAGCUAACGGCCGCCCCCAUCAAUGGCUUCGAAGCACUGACCAUGUACAUGAAAUACAUCGAAGAAAACGUCGUUACAGCCCUUGACAGCUGGGCAGACAUGGGACAGAUCGAGUUCUUGACUGAGCUGCGCCGCCUUACUUUCAAGAUCAUAAUGCACAUCUUCCUCAGCUCGGAGGGAGAACACGUGAGGGAGGCGUUGGAGAAGGACUACACCAUGCUCAACUAUGGAGUCAGGGCCAUGGCCAUUAAUCUCCCCGGAUUUUCCUAUUACAACGCGCUUAAGGCGCGAAAGAAUCUUGUAGCGGUAUUGCAAGGGGCAGUGACUAGGCGGAGGGCACUAAAGAGGGAGAAUCCGUCGUGUCCGAACAAGGACAUGCUGGAUAACCUUCUAGAUGCUGCAGAUGAGAAUGGUAGAAGAUUGGAUGAUGAAGAGAUCAUUGAUAUUUUGGUUAUGUAUCUGAAUGCUGGGCAUGAAUCUUCAGGGCACACAACUAUGUGGGCUGCCCUUUUCUUACAACAGAAUCCUCAUACAUUUGAGAAAGCUAAGGCUGAGCAAGUGGAAACUGUGAGGAAAAGACCAGCAGGGCAAAAAGGUCUGACACUAGAAGAAAUACGGAAAAUGGAUUAUCUUAAUAAGGUUAUCGAUGAAACGCUUCGUGUGGUCACAUUCUCGCUGUCGGUCUUUAGAGAGGCAAAGAAAGAUGUCAAUGUUUGUGGUUACACAAUUCCGAAAGGAUGGAAAGCUCUGGUGUGGUUCAGGAGCGUUCACUACGACCCUGAAACAUGGCCAGAACCGAAGAAGUUUGAUCCUUCGAGAUGGGAUAAUUUCACACCAAAAGCUGGGAAUUUCAUGCCUUUUGGAGGUGGAAGCAGAUUGUGCCCUGGAAAUGAUCUAGCCAAGCUUGAAAUUGCAGUCUUCCUUCACUAUUUUCUUCUCAACUAUGAGUUGGAGCGCGACAAUCCUGAUAGCCCGGUGAUGUUCUUGCCACAUACUAGGCCAAAAGACAACUGCCUAGGAAGGAUAAGAAGGGUGUCUGCUCAAACUUGAAUUUCUACUUGUAAUUAUCUCUUCAACUACGAUCCAUCAUUUUAAUGUAGUUGAAAGAAAGAAAAAUAAUAUUCAGGUGUUGCAUGUGGAACUUCAUGGGAAUUAUUAGCAUAUGUUGAUUGUUCAAUAAAAGAAUUCAUCUCAAAGCUAUAUAUAUGAUGAGUUUUA